Messenger RNA from Xylona heveae TC161, 1673 nucleotides. Its product is annotated as putative actin-binding protein ABP140. The transcript has 2 exons. Gene Ontology annotation, molecular function: tRNA (cytidine-N3)-methyltransferase activity. NCBI's taxonomy places the organism in Eukaryota, Fungi, Ascomycota, Xylonomycetes, Xylonales, Xylonaceae. The coding region runs from base 154 to 1332 and encodes 392 amino acids. The record is from RefSeq and is a predicted model, not a curated record.
CCAGGAAACUUUUUUUGGGGAGACGGUCCGAAACACUCAAUCGCCCUUCAUUUUUUUUAUCUUUUCACUCAUUUAUUGACGCAUUUGAAUGGUCGCCGGCCGACCUCCUCAAGAUAUUUUCGUUACGAAGACUAAAUACAUUGAGCUUUUGCAAUGGACACUGCCGGGAAUGGCGAAGAUUCUCGCGAUAUCACACCCUCUGAUUUGAGUUCCUUGACGUUGCAGGAGGCCAGUUUAUCCGACAUCACGCCCACAACAACACCCUCUGUGGCCUCUUCUACUGUCCCCUCCGGGACAGCUACGCCCUCCGAUGAUUCCAUACCUCCACAUCGAUCUCACGAUCGUCGCAACAACUUGAAACGGAGUGAUCCGUUCAAGUUCGGCUCUCGCUACCUGGAACAGGGCGAUGAUGUUUUUGAGUUCAACGCAUGGGAUAAUGUAGAGACGGAUGAUACUUACAAGGAGUUCGCGGAGGUGCAAUAUGCAAAGCAAAGGGAAUCCCCCGUGUCGGACUUUGACAAGCACCGAUUCAACUCGGACCCCGCAAAAUGGUGGAACCUCUUCUAUCGCAACAACACUGCAAACUUUUUCAAGAAUCGAAAAUGGCUACAAAAUGAGUUCCCCGUCCUUUCGACAGUCACGCAACCGGACUCGCCGCCUACGACACUUCUGGAAGUUGGCGCUGGUGCCGGAAACACUGCAUUCCCCAUACUGUCCCAUAACCGCAACCCAAAGUUGAAGAUUCAUGCAUGCGACUUCUCGAAGAAUGCUGUCGAGGUGAUACGGGCUGAUUCUCAGUAUAACGAAGAGUAUAUCCGGGCCGAUGUUUGGGACAUCGCAGGGACCGGAGAGGCCGCCCUGCCGCCGGGCUUAAAGGAAGGCUCCGUCGAUAUUGUCAUGAUGAUCUUUAUUUUCUCCGCAUUGUCCCCACGCCAAUGGAACCAAGCUGUCAAGAACAUCUUUAAAGUUUUAAAGCCUGGCGGACAGGUCUUGUUUCGCGACUAUGGACGCGGUGAUUUGGCCCAGGUUAGAUUCAAGAAAGGAAGAUAUCUCGAAGAAAAUUUCUAUAUUCGGGGCGACGGCACUAGAGUAUACUUUUUCGAGAAGGAGGAGUUACAGCAAAUAUGGGAGCACGGUUGUCUGCCGGAUGAAGAACAAGCGGAGGGUGAACAAGAUACCGACAAACCAAGCACGACACCAAGUGCGUUUUUUGAGACUGCAAAUCUAGGCAUUGAUCGCCGGCUCUUGGUCAAUCGGAAGCGACAACUCAAAAUGUAUCGAUGCUGGAUUCAAGGACGCUUUCUCAAGCCUAUUGAAUCAUCAAGUACAUAGACUAGUCAAACCUAGGAAAUUCACUGACUAAACGGAGAUCUGUUCGACGAGACACAUCAUCCCAGCAUUGGAAAGCUUGUCAAGCAAUAGACACCGUGUUUCAAGCCAAGGAGGGACUAGCUUGAACUAUAGAUGACAUGUUGCAAAUACUGUGAGGUCUUCUCCAGCAUCGCUAAACACUGAGUCAUCGUCAUACUUAGUUGACUUGAGGUAAUGGAGCUAGAUAAGAUGGAAAUAUCAGGAGCGAUGGAAUAAUUCACUUCUGGCCUAGUUAUAAUUACUACUUUAAAUAGUGAAGGAUUCACGAUUAUAUUUGUAUAUAUACAGGCUUGACCCCCAAG